UUCUCUCUCUUCUCCAUGUUGUCUGCUCCAAACCUCUAAAAAGCAUCCAACUUGGAGUCCUGGAUUCACUCUCUGAGGUCCAAAUGCGCUUUUAAUCCAUAGUUUUUUUUUUUUUCCAUUGCGAUCUCAAAUUUCAGCUAUUGAAUUCCCAUUUUCACCUCAGAGUGUCUCACAAGUUUCCACAGUAUCUAUUCAUAAACAUAUAUAAAAGUAAUAUAUGUUUUGAUCGAGAUUAUCGCUUUCUUAGAUCCUCCGAAGCGUAUAGGGUAUCACUUUAGUCCCCAAAUCUCUAUUGGGUCAGCCUUAAUUUGGUCUCUAAACAUCUCCAUUUCUCAUUUUGGAAUAGGGGUUUCCAUAACUUUUCAUCUUCAUUGACUUGUGAUUAUAAAUUAGUUCUGAUCAAUAUAUCUUCUGGAGGUGAUUUGGAUUUCUGGGUCAUUGAGUUUCAGUGAAGUUGGGUUACUUUUUGCUAUACGGGUUUGAGUCAUCCCAUCCAAGUGUUGGAUGCGCUUAUUGGUUGAUCGUUUUGAUGCUUUGAGCAGCUAUUGAUAAGAUGCAGCCUGAUGAUAAAAGAAAGUCAACUGCAGAAGUGGACUUUUUCACUGAAUAUGGCGAGGGGAGCAGAUAUAGAAUAGAGGAAGUAAUUGGUAAAGGAAGCUAUGGAGUUGUUUGCUCUGCAUAUGAUUCGCAUACUGGAGAGAAGGUUGCAAUUAAAAAGAUUAAUGAUAUCUUUGAACAUGUAUCUGACGCAACUCGAAUCCUUCGCGAGAUUAAACUUCUUAGACUUCUUCGCCAUCCAGACAUUGUGGAGAUCAAGCACAUUCUAUUGCCUCCUUCAAGAAGAGAAUUCAAAGAUAUAUAUGUUGUGUUUGAACUCAUGGAAUCUGAUUUACACCAAGUCAUCAAAGCUAAUGAUGAUCUGACACCAGAACAUUAUCAGUUCUUUCUUUAUCAGCUUCUUCGAGGUCUCAAAUACAUACACACAGCAAAUGUCUUUCACAGAGAUCUAAAACCAAAGAAUAUUUUGGCAAACGCCGACUGCAAACUCAAGAUCUGUGACUUUGGUCUUGCAAGAGUAGCUUUUAAUGAUACCCCCACAGCUAUAUUUUGGACAGACUACGUAGCAACAAGAUGGUACAGGGCUCCUGAGUUGUGUGGAUCAUUUUUCUCAAAGUAUACACCAGCAAUAGAUAUAUGGAGCAUUGGGUGCAUCUUUGCAGAGCUUUUGACUGGAAAACCUCUUUUUCCUGGCAAGAAUGUUGUCCAUCAAUUGGAUCUGAUGACGGAUAUGCUGGGAACACCUUCUGCUGAAGCGAUUGCCAGGGUAAGAAAUGAGAAAGCCCGGCGUUAUUUAAGCAGUAUGCGGAAGAAGAAGCAAAUUCCUUUCUCCCAUAAAUUCCCAAAUGCAGACCCACUCGCUCUUCGUUUGUUAGAAAGAAUGUUGGCAUUUGAAUCGAAGGAUCGGCCUUCUGCUGAGGAGGCCCUUGCCGAUCCCUAUUUUAAGGGCUUGGCUAAGGUGGAACGGGAGCCCUCAGCGCAACCAGUAACAAAGAUGGAAUUUGAAUUUGAGAGGCGAAGGAUUACUAAAGAAGAUGUGCGAGAGCUUAUUUACCGUGAGAUUCUUGAGUACCACCCGAAGAUGUUAAAGGAGUACUUGGAAGGAUCAGAGCCAACAAGCUUCAUGUAUCCAAGUGCUGUUGACCAUUUUAAAAAGCAAUUUGCUUUUCUUGAGGAGCACUAUGGGAAGGGUGGAACGGUUGCUCCACUUGAGAGACAACAUGCAUCUCUACCAAGGGCAUGCGUAUUAUAUUCAGAUAAUUCAGUGCAGAAUUCAGCAGGAGUCACAGAUGACCUCGCAAAGUGUAGUAUUAAAGAAGUUGAGAAGCCACAAGUGGACAGGAGUUGUGGAAUUCCUGGCACUAGGCUUCCAAUUCAAGUUUCUCAAACCAUCCAAGGAGGAGCUGCAAGGCCUGGCAAAGUUGUGGGUUCAGUGUUACGAUACAACAACUGUGGGGCAGCCGCAGGUACAGAGGCUCUAGAACAACGGAGGACAGUCAGAAAUCCAUCUGUUCCAACUCAAAACCCUGCAACAGGGGUUUCGUAUCCUCGAAGAAAUCCCCCAGUCUGUAAAAAUGAGAGGGGAGAAGAUGAAGGAGUUGAAGGUUCAAAUGGAAUGCGAACAAAGCCACAAUAUGUCAUGGCAAGAAAGGUUGCAGCUGCCCAAGGUGGAUCUGGAAGUCAAUGGUACUGACUUAUUCCUUUAGAUUUCCACAUCACAUAACCAAUGUACAAGGGUUGAAGCUCUUAACUGGUCUAAACAAAACUAUGAUGUUCAUCCGUACCAUAUUGCCCAGAUGAAAAGUUUCCAGGCUGUGAAUCCUCAUGGUGAAAGUUUUAAUCUACAAUCUGAUAUAUUAUGUAUUUGCUAAUUUCAAGUGUAGGAAAGAUUAAACGGAUCAUCUAUCUUCAUGGCCCGGUUUGCUCUAUUUUUUGGAUCAGAGACAAAGUUCAAUACAAAGGGCAAUGUGAGGAAAGGCUAAACUCCCCAACUAGCCUAGUUCUCUGCUUCUUUUUCACAUUCUUUGCAAACUAACUCAUGUUAUUUUUACAAAUGGUUGUACCGUUUACAAAUGUCGUCUUCCACUCAAAAGUUAAAGGACUUGAUUAUGCUAUAUUUUGAUUUGAAAGUCAAUAAUUAUCUUUGAUGUACAAGCAAUAUGAUCA
This is a messenger RNA of Humulus lupulus (European hop), 2724 nucleotides long. RefSeq names its product mitogen-activated protein kinase 15. Lineage: Eukaryota; Viridiplantae; Streptophyta; Magnoliopsida; Rosales; Cannabaceae. Gene Ontology annotation, biological process: protein phosphorylation; intracellular signal transduction. Gene Ontology annotation, molecular function: ATP binding; MAP kinase activity. Bases 554 to 2251 code for a protein of 565 amino acids. The transcript is spliced from 11 exons. The record is from RefSeq and is a predicted model, not a curated record. Gene Ontology annotation, cellular component: nucleus; cytoplasm.